Penicillium vulpinum is the source of this 378-nucleotide messenger RNA. RefSeq lists its product as uncharacterized. The transcript has a single exon. NCBI's taxonomy places the organism in Eukaryota, Fungi, Ascomycota, Eurotiomycetes, Eurotiales, Aspergillaceae. Bases 1 to 378 code for a protein of 125 amino acids. The record is from RefSeq and is a predicted model, not a curated record.
AUGUCCACGUCUUAUCUUGUCGCCGACUAUCAAAAGGAGCGAUCUGACUUGCUCUCAUUCCUCAAGGAGCAAUCUCGCCUCAUCAGACAACAACCGACAUCGGACAGCAUCCAAGAAGCCAAAGUCAAUCUACGGGACUAUGCCAACGAGUACCUGGAGCGACUGGCGGACGCUGCCAUUGCCAUGGCUUCCGAGGCAACUGACCAUGUUUAUGUCACUGCAAAGCCAGCCAAUUUCUACAGUGUUCUGGUUCCAGACAUAACAAGCUUACUGCAGAUACGGAUGCCUCAACUAGCCGCGAGACUUGGUCUCAAUCCGAAAUGCGACAUGUGUGUUCAUUUCAUUAUCGAAGGUAUUAUGGCGGAUCCCGUGUUCUAG